AACAUCCCCUUUCUUUGCAUCGCAUCACACUCAAUCACACCGUAAAGGUCAUUAGAGAGAGAGAGAGAGAGAGAGACGAGGAUGGACACCGGAACGCAACCGAGGCCGCAACCACAACCGCCACGCCGACCGCCGACGGAACCACUUCGUCAACAAGGAAAUGGCGAUUUCACGGCAAUUGUCACCGUUCUAUUUGCCUUCAUUGCUAUUGCCUCCCUUGUUUUGAUUCCAUCUUCAUCACCAAACUUGAAGAACAGCUUAACAGUCUUGCAUCAAGUUCCUGAAGGUCAUGUUGGGGUUUACUGGCUAGGGGGUGCCCUUCAAAAGACAACUACAACUCCAGGUUUUCACCUGAAGUUACCUAUCAUUACCCAUUACGAGCCUGUCCAGGUCACCCUUCAGACAGAUCUGGUGAGAGACAUUCCUUGUGGGACAAAAGGGGGUGUUAUGAUAAACUUUGACAGGAUAGAGGUUGUUAAUCGCCUGAAAAAGGAAUCUGUGUAUGACACCCUUCUCAACUAUGGUGUAGAGUAUGACCAUACUUGGAUAUAUGACAAAAUUCAUCAUGAAAUCAAUCAAUUCUGCAGUGUUCACUCCCUUCAAGAAGUUUACAUUGACAUGUUUGAUCAGAUUGAUGAAACAAUGAAAGAUGCUCUUCAAGCUGAUUGUACGCGUUAUGCACCAGGCAUAGAGAUUAUCAGUGUUCGUGUCACAAAGCCUAGAAUUCCAGAAAGUGUAAGGAGAAACUUUGAGCAGAUGGAAGAAGAACGCACCAAGGUGUUGGUAUCGGUAGAAAGGCAGAGGGUUGCUGAGAAAGAGGCGGAAACACAAAAGAAGAUUGCUAUUUCGGAAGCUGAGAAGAAUGCUCAUGUUAGCAAGAUUAUAAUGGAACAGAAAUUAAUGGAAAAAGAUAGUUUGAGGCUGCAAGAAGAAAUUUCAAAUAGAAUGUAUCUUGCCCGAGAAAAGAGUUUGGCUGAUGCCAAAUAUUAUCAGACUAUGAGAGAAGCUGAAGCAAAUAAGCUGAAGCUUACACCCCAAUUCUUGGAGCUUAAAUUCAUUGAGGCAAUCACUAAUAACUCUAAAAUGUUCUUUGGAAACAAGAUACCGAAUAUGGUGUUGGGUCAAAGGUUGCUUGGGAACUUCUUGCAAGAGGUGGAAGGAAGAACCAAUUUGGAAGCAGCAUAGUUUGACUGAGUAUGACUAUGAGGAAGGAGGUUUUGUUACUCUACUUACUUUGAGUAGAAUGAUUCUGUCUGUUUGAUUAUAUAUAAAUUAAUAGAUACUACAAAGAUUCUAGAGAAAACACGAAAAGACCUUUGCGUGAAUCGGUAGAUGUUCAUAUUGGACUUUUGUUUUCUACUUGCACCACGAUUUUAUGAUGGGAAUACCUGUUUGCAA
This is a messenger RNA of Lactuca sativa (garden lettuce), 1398 nucleotides long. RefSeq names its product SPFH/Band 7/PHB domain-containing membrane-associated protein family. Gene Ontology annotation, molecular function: cholesterol binding; ubiquitin protein ligase binding. The record is from RefSeq and is a predicted model, not a curated record. Gene Ontology annotation, cellular component: endoplasmic reticulum; endoplasmic reticulum membrane. Gene Ontology annotation, biological process: SREBP signaling pathway. NCBI's taxonomy places the organism in Eukaryota, Viridiplantae, Streptophyta, Magnoliopsida, Asterales, Asteraceae.